This is a messenger RNA of Erigeron canadensis, 1278 nucleotides long. Its product is annotated as protein FAR1-RELATED SEQUENCE 8-like. NCBI's taxonomy places the organism in Eukaryota, Viridiplantae, Streptophyta, Magnoliopsida, Asterales, Asteraceae. The record is from RefSeq and is a predicted model, not a curated record. The transcript has 2 exons. Bases 1 to 1278 code for a protein of 425 amino acids.
AUGAAUCACGCUUCAACUCUUUCUUCUUCGCUACAUGAUGAAGAGAUAUUAUCGGAUUGCUCAUCCUUUUUUUCUUCCCCGUUAGAUGAUGAUCACGGGUUGUUAUCGGGUUCCGAUGAAGGAUUAUUUUUGGAUUUUGAUCAAGAGAUAUUAACUGAUCAAGGGUUACAGCAUGAUGAUCAACCACCAAUAUCAGACUCGUCAUUAAAAGUUAAGAAUAUUCAGAAUUAUGAGGAUGAUACUGAGCAAAAAGAAACCAACUGUGAUUUAACUUUAGAUGAUGGCAAAUAUCAUGAAAACGUGUUUUCUCCAAACAAAAGUAACAAUAGUCACCAUGAUGAAAAUAUUGAAGAACCAAAGAUUGGCAUGACCUUUGACACUAUUGAAGAGCUUGCUAGUUUUUAUGCAAACUAUGGGGAAAAAAAGGGAUUUGGAGUGUAUAAAAGGUCUUCACGAAAGUCUUAUACCGAUGAUGAGAAAAAGUAUGCCACUGUAUCGUGUAAUCGGGCUGGAAAGUCAAUAUCCAACUCGAAAAAUAUAUUGAACCCUCGACCCGUUUCAAAAACAAAUUGUCCAGCAAAAGUUAAUGCGGUGCUUGGAAUGAGUAAAAAGUGGACGGUGUCAAAGGUUGAGCUCAAACACAAUCAUCCUUUUAGUCCAAGUAAAGGACGUUUUUAUCGGUGUCAUAGGUUCGUAAACCGGAAUGUCAAAAGACGACUUGAGAUAUAUCAAAGAGCUGAAGUAAGAAUGAAUAAGGGUUUUAAUACCUUUGUCGUUGAGAGUGGGGGAUAUGAAAAUGUACCAUUUACAGAGAAGGAUUGUCGCAACUACAUUGAUAAAGUGAAACGGUUAAAGUUUGGAGAAGGUGAUGCUGAAGCAAUUCAAAGUUAUUUCACGAAGGUUCAAUCUUCCGAUCGUGAUUUCUUUUACACAUGGGAACUAGAUGAAGAAAAUCGACUAAAGAGCUUGUUUUGGGCAGAUGCGAGGUGUAGGGCAGCUUAUGAGGAGUUCGGGGAUGUUGUUACAUUUGAUACUACGUAUCUUACAAAUGAGUAUGAGAUGCCAAUGGCUCCGUUUGUAGGAGUAAAUCAUCAUGGACAAUCAAUAUUGCUUGGUUUUGGAUUGAUUUCAAAUGAAGAUAACGAGACUUUCACAUGGCUAUUCCAGUCAUGGCUUGCGUGUAUGUCUGGACGUCCUCCUAAAGCCAUUAUCAUGGAUCAGGACCAAGCUAUGAAGAAUGCAAUACAAUAUGUGUUCCCGGAUGCACGUCAUAGGUGA